Messenger RNA from Esox lucius (northern pike), 5280 nucleotides. RefSeq names its product A disintegrin and metalloproteinase with thrombospondin motifs 16. Gene Ontology annotation, molecular function: metalloendopeptidase activity. The coding region runs from base 390 to 4112 and encodes 1240 amino acids. Lineage: Eukaryota; Metazoa; Chordata; Actinopteri; Esociformes; Esocidae. Gene Ontology annotation, biological process: proteolysis; extracellular matrix organization. Gene Ontology annotation, cellular component: extracellular matrix. The transcript has 23 exons. The record is from RefSeq and is a predicted model, not a curated record.
UAUCAUAAAAUUAUUAUUAUCUCAUUCGCGGAAAGGCAACUGGAGCAGGUUCACGUGAUAGUCUAGCCCACCGCAGCCAGGCGGUUUGAGGGAAAUGCUAUGAGCGCUGCUCCGCGGGGGGCGAGGAGCAAAAUAUCUGGAAGCCAACUGAAAUUACUUCAGAGAGAAAGACUCGAAGUUCACUCCAUUCUACCGUCUGCAAUGAUGAGGAUGCGUUUUAGCCGCGCUGCCCCGUCCGCGGAUAAUACCAGGUUGGAAGUUAAAUGAAAGUCAUACAGAGACUGCAUCCAGCUCCCUCUCCGGAUUGUGUUUACUGAAGUUUAAUUGAAUUACCGGCGGCGGGUUUACUGGACGGUCUCGCCUGCUGGAGCUGAUAUUUAGCCGGAGAAAUGUCUCUCUUGAGGAUUUUGUACAGGAAUUGGGCCGCAUCAUUGAUCGUUUUACACCUAUUUUGUCUUUUAGGAUUUUAUGAAAGCGCUCAGAUUAAUUCUGAAUCCGUGUUUACUGCCGAUGACACAGAUCUAUCAACUUUACUGAGGUCUCUGAGAUUGCCUCAGAAUACAGAGUACGAGGUGGUGUCUCCCUACGAAGUGGACCAUCUGGGUCAGUACAUCUCCCACCAGGUGACCCAUCGCCAGCGGAGGAGGCGGUCCAGCGAUGAGGCCGGCGGCAACGCUGGGACGUCAGCGGUCCACUUCCGGCUGCAGGGCCUGGGCCAGGACUUCCACCUGGAGCUGCAGCCAUCCCAGGGUCUGGUCACGCCCGGACUGAGCGUGCAGCUCCUGGGGAAGAACGGGACCAAGAGCCUGCAGCCUCUGCGGCACAACGACCUCUGCUUUUACCAGGGGUCACUGAGGGCAAAGGUCAACUCCUCUGUGGCCCUCUCUACAUGCUCAGGGAUGUCAGGUCUGAUCCGGACGCAGGAAGGAGACUACUUUCUGAAGCCUCUUCCUCCCAGCCUGGCACAGCGAGGGAACUUCACCGGGCCGGCCAAUCACCAGCCUCACAUCCUCUACAAGAGAUCAAUACAGACAGACGGACGGAAAGACAAAUGGACAGACACGGCAACAGACCCAGAAGACAUCUCAGUGACAGAGGACCAACACCUCCAUCAUCACCACGGCAACCACAGUGACUACAGACACGGCACGCGGCAAAGACAGCACUUCUGUGGCAGAAGGAAGAAAUACAUGCCAAAGCCGCCAGAAGAGGACCUGUACAUUCAGCCUGACGAGUAUCAGGACGUGUCCAGGAGUAGAAGAGCAGCUCUGUUAACAUCUCAGAGGAGUCAGAUGCUGAAUGUAGAAACCCUGGUGGUGGUGGACAAGAAGAUGAUGGAGAACCAUGGCCAUGAGAACAUCACCACAUACGUUCUGACUGUGCUCAAUAUGGUUUCCACUCUGUUCAAAGAUGGAACAAUUGGAGGGAACAUCAAUAUAGUAAUUGUGGGACUGAUUCUCCUGGACGAGGAACAGGAUGGGCUGGUUAUCAACCACCAUGCCGACCACACUCUGAACAGUUUCUGCCAGUGGCAGGCGGGUCUGGGGGGAAGAGAGGGGCGUAGACACGACCAUGCAAUCCUGCUAACCGGCCUUGAUAUCUGCUCCUGGAAGAACCAACCAUGUGACACCCUGGGUUUCGCUCCGAUCAGUGGAAUGUGCAGUAAAUACAGGAGCUGUACCGUCAAUGAGGACACUGGUCUGGGUUUGGCCUUCACGAUCGCCCAUGAAUCUGGACAUAAUUUUGGCAUGGUGCAUGACGGUGAGGGGAACAUGUGUAAGAAGUCGGAGGGCAACAUCAUGUCUCCAACCUUGGCAGGACACAACGGCAUCUUCUCCUGGUCCGCCUGCAGCCGGCAGUACCUCAGCAAGUUCCUAAGCUCGGCCCAGUCCAGGUGUCUGUCUGAUGAGCCUCAGCCUCUGGAGGAGUACAGCUACCCUCAGCAGCUUCCUGGGGAGCUCUACGACGCUGACACACAGUGCAAGUGGCAGUUUGGAGAGAAGGCCAAACUUUGUACCUUGGACUUCAAGAAGGAUAUAUGUAAGGCUCUGUGGUGCCACCGAGUUGGGAGGAAAUGUGAGACCAAGUUCAUGCCAGCGGCCGAGGGCUCUGCUUGUGGUCCUGAGAUGUGGUGUCGGCGUGGUCAGUGUGUGAAACAAGGUGAAGAAGGCCCCAGACAGGUCCACGGUCAAUGGUCAGAAUGGUCUGGAUGGUCAACAUGCUCCAGAAGUUGCCAGAGUGGAAUCACCUACAGGGACAGAAACUGCUCCAACCCCAAGCCGAUGUACGGGGGGAAGUUCUGUGAAGGUUCCUCCAGGUCAUAUAAACUGUGUAACACUAAGGACUGUCCUGUUGGCAGCCUGGACUACAGAGCAGCACAGUGUGCUGAGUUCAACAGCCAACAGUUCAGAGGAUGGUACUACAGCUGGAGACCCUACACUAGAGUGGAUGAUCAUGACUUGUGUAAGCUUUACUGCUAUGCGGAUGGAUAUGACUUCUUCUAUGCUCUGUCGAGUAAAGUGAGAGAUGGGACUCUGUGUUCUCAGGACAAUUCCAAUGUCUGCAUCGAUGGCUUGUGUGAGAGAGCGGGCUGUGAUCGUGAGUUGGGAUCUACAGCAACUCCUGAUGUAUGUGGAGUCUGCAAUGGAAAUAACUCCACCUGCAAGACAUACAAGGGCCAAUACACCAAACAACACUACUCCAGCCAGUAUUACGGAGUGGUGACUAUUCCUUCUGGGGCCAGAAGUAUCCGCGUGGUGGAGCUGAACACCUCCAGCUCCUACCUGUCUGUCAGGAACACCCAGAGACGCUACUACCUGAAUGGGCAGUGGACAGUUGACUGGCCAGGCCGACACCUGAUAGCCGGAGCUCUGUUUGACUACAAAAGACCCUACAACCGCCCUGAGAGCCUCACCUCUGCCGGACCUACCAACGAGACACUGGUGGUGGAGGUCCUGCUGCAGGGCUGGAACCCUGGGAUCAGAUGGGAGUACUCAAUGAGGAAGAGCUUCCCGGUGAAGCACAACUACAGCUGGGCCAUCGUGCGCUCCCAGUGCUCAGAGACCUGUGCUGGAGGUCAGAUGAACACCAAAUCAGCAUGUUAUAAGGAUCUGAGAGCCCAGGUGAACACAUCGUACUGCAACCCUCGAACAAAACCUGCGACAGGACUGAUGCCAUGCAACACCCAGCCCUGCCCUGCCAGCUGGAGUGUUGGGGAUUGGGGGCCGUGCAGUCGGACCUGCGGAGGAGGGGAGCAGAGCAGACAGGUUAAGUGUCUGAGAAAGAUCAGCCAGUACAAGAUGGAGACUGUUGCCGAAGCUCUGUGUGUCACACCAAGGCCGAUAACAAAACAGACCUGCAAAUCACACACCUGUCCACCUGGCUGGAGUAUUGGACCAUGGUCUCAGUGUUCUCGGCAUUGUGGUAAAGGAGUGAGGAGGAGGAGUGUGGUGUGCAAGAGCAGCAGCAGCCCUGGGCAACAGCAGCACAUCUUGCCAGACACUUCCUGUCCUUCCCAGCAGAGGCCCAGCAGCCAGGAGCCCUGCCUCAUCAAACGCUGCCCCAAACAGCGCAAAGUGCAGUGGUUCAUCUCUACGUGGCAUGAGUGCUCUGUAACCUGUGGGAGGGGCAUCCAGACACGCUUCGUUAAAUGUGCAGAGAAGGAUUCAGCUGGGAAGUACAGAGAACUGGCAUCUAAGAAGUGCCAUCAUGUGGCCAAGCCCUCCGUGGUGCUGCACAGAGGCUGUAGUCUGGCAGAAUGCCCCCGGCCCGUCCUGACCGGGCACAAAGCCAGCCGUGACCAUCUGCCCUUCCCACGCCCCGAAUGGUACUCCUCCCACUGGUCUGAGUGCACUGUGUCGUGUGGUGGCGGGGUGCAGGUGCGUGCUGUCCAGUGUCUGGUCCAGGGGAAGCCGUCCUCACAGUGUGUUCUCCACCUGAAGCCCCCCAUGUCUCAGGCCUGCAACAUGAACUUCUGUCCCCAACCCCAGAAAAAAGACCUGCUGUGUAAGGACUACUUCAACUGGUGCUACUUGGUACCGCAACAUGGAGUCUGCAGUCACAAGUUCUAUGGGAAGCAAUGCUGCAAGUCCUGUUCUCAUUCAAACCUCUAGGUACUGAUAGUCACCACCUCCAGCGCAGAAGAGAGCAGGUGUAUUGAAGAGACUCUGGGGGCGUCUGAUGCGGCGGCUUGAAGGACAGUUUGGCAUGGAGCAUGCGCAUGCACUGAAAUCGUAUAUUUAAAUUGAACUGGAAGACACAAACCACACCCUUACUCAUGAUGCCGGACAUCUUGAUGCUAGAGAAGCCUGUCUGUCUGUCUAGUUGGUACAGGAAGACUAAAGAGCUGAACUGAAUAAAGACAGACUGCUCCAGUGUGUCGGUCUCUCUCCUGCAUUCAUCCUGGAAAAGAACCUCUCAACCACCUUGUUGGACAGUCCUUAGGUAAACCUAGGACAACAAUGAGAAAACCAUGAGACAACCCUGGGACAACCAUGAGACAACCCCUGGGACAUCCUUCCGACAAUGCUAGGGUUUCCAGGGUUUCAUGCUGUUAGCUGACAGCAGAAGGAAUCGGAUCUCAGCAGACUGCAUGCACAGGGCUACUGCAUACACCUAUGGUGCUACAUUGUUUUGACUGAUAAGUACAAUACAUCUUACUGAAGAUAAACCAAUGAUAUGGGGUCUCUCUGAUCCUGUACUGCACUGUCCUUCCUAGUAGUGAUGCUCUUAUUUAUUAGCAAAGCUUUCUUUUUGCUGUAAGGCUGGAUGAUGUAACACUACUCCAUUGUAUACCUGGACAUCCUGCAUUCACAUCUAGACAUCUCUGUUGACUAUCUGCACCUUUUACUUUUUGUAUUGAAAGCAUUUAUUAUAGGCUGUGGCUGCGGAUCCAACUGUUUUUGGGAUCUUUAAUUCCGCCGGACCAAGCGUUCGGACCAAGCGCAUGUGCAGAUCACAUUUUGAGUUUGUGUAUUCAACACAAAGUCUGUACUCUUCACGUAAAGUACAGGCUGCUAUGGCGAUAGGUGAUCGUUAAGAUCGAAACUGAAUCAAUUUCUGCGUGAUCAUAUAAUGUUCACAGUAUUCUACAUCUGGUUCCACAUCAAUUUGGGGCACUGACAUUUGGGGGAGCAGGACCUUCCUUUUUUUGUGAGGUAUAUACCGUACUGUGCAAAAUUCUUGAAAAUGUUUUAAUGCAUUUGUGCAUUAAGUGUUUAUUUGCUCAUAAAGAUAUUACAAUACCAAUACACAUUAAUACAAUAAAACGUUUGAAUAAUU